Molecule: messenger RNA, 3846 nt
Organism: Thamnophis elegans (Western terrestrial garter snake)
Lineage: Eukaryota; Metazoa; Chordata; Lepidosauria; Squamata; Natricidae
Product: lysosomal alpha-glucosidase-like
Exons: 20
Coding region: 603-3383 (926 amino acids)
Biological process (GO): carbohydrate metabolic process
Molecular function (GO): carbohydrate binding; alpha-1,4-glucosidase activity
Source: RefSeq, a predicted model, not a curated record
CUGAAGUCUCUUGUCUGUCUUGUUGGGUUGCAGAGCCAAACCAGGCAGUUAUGGAGGUGCAGGUGACAAUCAUUCCUCCGUAGAACUAAAUCAGCAGCUCCUUGGGUAGUUUGAGCCUCCCGAGUUGGCGCAGAAAGAACAUUCUUUGUUGUGCUUUUUUGAUGAUAUCUUUGAUGACGCAUGAAACGAAGAGAAGCCUCUUGUCAGUCUUGGGAGAGGGGAAAAAAAAAAACUCAAGAUGCAUCGGUCCAUGCUGGAUAAGGCCAGGAACAGAAGGGAAGACAAGGGGUUGGCAUAGAAGGCUUUUUAAAAACCACAAAAGCAGGCACCCCAUGAAGCUUUAAGCCUGAUUUGCAAUGCCCUGUUUGGAGGGCUUCGUUUCAAGCCGGCGCUUUUUGUAGAAGGUUUACUGUUGUGUGUUUGUGUGUGUUGCAAGUGCCGCACGCUGGGUGGCUCUCUUCCCCUUCCUGCUGUGGCUCUAUCAAGAGGAGACACACACACACACACACACACACACACACACACAGAGGUAUGACUUGCUUUCCUUUUUUUUUUUAGUUCUGGGCUGGCCUUCCUCUUGACCUCACCAAGCAACCGCCACCAUGAAGUCCUAUCAGAAGCUGAGCACGGACAUCCCUGGGAUCACCGAGGCAGGGGAGGAAGACCCUGAUGGGAAACCAUUGUGCCAUCAAAAGCUGUCGGCUUGGUGGCUAGGCGGGGGCCUCUUGAUGGUGGCCGCCCUCCUGAGCGGGGUGACAGUUUGGGUUCUCGGCCAGAUUUGGUGGGGCCAGCACGUGGUUCCCUGCCUGUCCAAAUGCACCUCCGUGCCAGAGAACCGCCGCUUUGACUGCUACCCGGAGAAAAGCGUGAUUGUGACGCGAGAACUUUGUGAGGGUCGGGGGUGCUGUUUUGUGGACGGCGAGACCCCCCUCGAUAGGAUAAACGGGAUUCCCUGGUGCUUCUAUCCCCCCGAUUUCCCCAGCUACACCUUGGGGGCCACGAACGAGACUGAGCUGGGGCUGGUGGCUUUUCUAACCAGAGAAACGAAGACUUAUUAUCCAAAAGAUGUUGAGAAGCUGCAGCUCAGCGUGGACUUUGAAACGGAUUCUCGGUUGCGUGUCAAGAUCACCGAUGCCACCAAUCCCCGGUACGAGGUGCCUCUUGACGUCCCCCAAGCCACCAAGAAGGCGGAGAAUCCCCUCUAUUCCGUGGAGUUGUGCAAGGAACCUUUUGGUUUGGUCGUGAAGCGAAGACUCUCCGGGACAGUUCUGCUGAACACAACAGUGGCUCCCCUGUUUUUCGCGGAUCAGUUUCUCCAGAUUUCCACGGUCCUGCCUUCUACGUUUCUUUAUGGGCUGGGAGAACAUCAGAGCAACUUCCUACAUAACAUGGAGUGGAAGACGCUGCCUCUCUGGGCCCGGGACGUCCCUCCAACAGAGUCCUACAAUCUCUACGGCGUCCACCCAUUCUAUCUUCUCAUGGAGAAAGCUGGAGCUGCCCACGGGGUUUUCCUCCUGAACAGCAACUUAAUGGAGGUGGCCCUUCAGCCUGCUCCUGCCCUCACCUGGAGAACCACUGGGGGAAUUUUGGAUUUUUACAUCUUUUUAGGACCGGAUCCCAACUUGGUGGUCCAGCAAUACCAGCAAGUGAUCGGUUUUCCGGCUAUGCCCCCCUUUUGGGGGCUGGGGUUCCACCUCUGCCGUUGGGGGUACGGGACGAGCAACAAGACGUGGGAGACAGUCAAAGCUAUGCGGAACUUUCAGAUCCCUCAGGACGCCCAGUGGAACGACAUCGAUUAUAUGAACAGCACCCGAGACUUCGCUGUGGACUCCGAUAAGUUUGCCAGUCUCCCACAGAUGGUGGAAGAUCUUCAUAAGCACGGACAACACUACGUGCUCAUCCUGGAUCCCGGAAUUAGUAGCACUCAACGUCCUGGCUCUUACUGGCCUUACGACGAAGGCCUGAGACGCGGCGUGUUCAUCAACAACACCGGAGGGAAACCUCUGAUUGGAAAGGUCUGGCCCGGCUUCACUGCUUAUCCUGACUUCUCCAACCCAGACACUGACGAAUGGUGGCUAGAAAACCUGAAACAUCUCCACACUCAAGUUCCUUUCGAUGGCCUUUGGAUUGACAUGAACGAACCAUCCAACUUCAUUGAUGGCUCAACAGAAGGGUGCUCCAAAGGAGAUCUAGACAACCCACCUUACACGCCUGGGAUCCUGGGAGGUUCCAUUUCUGCAAAGACUAUUUGCGCUUCAGCCAAGCAGAGGGUCUCCGUGCAUUACAAUCUCCACAACCUCUACGGGCUGAUGGAGGCCAAGGCCACCUCAAGGGCUCUAGUUGAACUCCGGGGGAAGAGGCCCUUCGUUAUAUCACGUUCUACUUUCCCAAGCCAGGGCAGGUAUUCCGGACACUGGCUGGGAGACAACCGGAGCGAAUGGAAGGAUAUGUUUUGGUCCAUUCCAGGCCUGCUGAGCUUCAGCCUCUUCGGAGUCCCGUUGGUCGGGGCCGACAUCUGCGGCUUCUCCAGCUCCACCUCGGAAGAGCUCUGCGUUCGCUGGACGCAGCUGGGAGCUUUCUAUCCCUUUUCCCGCAAUCACAACACUCAGCUUGAGAAGGCUCAAGACCCCACGGCCUUUAGCCCAGCAGCCCGGACGGCCAUGAAGGCAGCGCUAGAACUCCGUUACACCCUGCUGCCCUUGCUCUACUCUCUCUUCCAUCGGGCUCACCUGCAAGGGGACACGGUCGCCCGGCCCUUGUUUUUUGAGUUCCCAAAGGAUGAGGCCACCUACGCGGUGGAGAAGCAGUUCCUUUGGGGCCGAGUCCUGCUGGUGACGCCCGUUCUGGAACCCGGCGCAGAUUCAGUGAUCGGUUACUUCCCCAAAGGUGUUUGGUACGACUACUACACGGGUUCUUCGGUGAACAGCAGCGGGGAGAGCUUGAAGAUGGCGGCCCCUCUGGAUCACAUCAACGUCCAUGUGCGAGAGGGGACCAUCCUGCCAACUCAGAAACCCGGAGGCAGCACUUGGUUGACCCGCCGGAACCCUCUGACCCUGAUCGCAGCCUUAUCGCAGACCUCCAACGCCUGGGGAGAUCUGUUUUGGGACGACGGCGACAGCCUGGACACCUUUGAAAAAGGCGACUAUUCUUACCUGGUCUUCAACGUCACGCAGAACACCUUCGUCUCCACUGUCCUGCACUCCAAUACCGAAGCCACCUCCAUCACAGUGGAUAAACUCAGUGUCUACGGAGUCCGUGAAGAGCCGAAAACAGUCACCGUCGGUGGCAAAAACUGGCCCUUCACUUAUUUGACCAAUCAGGUCCUCCAGGUGCCCAACCUGCAGCUUCCCCUCAGCCAGGGUUUCUCCAUUCGGUGGAUGUGAGACCGGGGGAACCUCCUCUGCCCCCUCUUGCAUGACGAACCCAACGCAGACGAGGAGACGGAGCCGCUGCCUGCGGGGAACCUCGGCGUGGGAUCCUCACGUGCCUCUGUGGCUGCCCCUCCCGGGCCGUGCCGUGGCCUCUGGGCAUCUUCUCGGAAACGGCCUCCUCCUCCUCCUGCUUCUCGGAAGGGACCGUCUCUUUCUGCCGCUUCUGCUCUCGCGCUUUCCGGCACAGCCCUCUCGUCGUCUUCCGUGUUUCGCUCCGCAUGUCGCCAAACGUCUCUUCCACUCCGCGGGUGGCGCUUUCUUUGCUCCUUUUUCCUGGGGAAAGGAGAACUUUGAGUCAAAGUCACUGGGAUCGAGUUCCUGAUGGGUCAGGAACUUUCUUUUUCAGGAGGCAGCUGGACUUCCUGGGGUUUUUUUUCUUUUUUUCUUUGAAGAAGUUUCGCUUCUCAUCCAAGAA